GCCAUCCAAUGGGGAGCAAUCGGAGAUGUGAGUUUCCCCUUUUCUGAAUUCAUCUAAAUCAAGUUUUAGGUCGGUUUAGUUGCGAAAAUGCAGAAAGAUAACAAGGAAUUAGUGAUCGGUGGUACUCUUCAACAGAAAAUUUCGAGCUGUCUCAAUGUCUUGGACCGAUUAUUGAACCAAGAGGAACCAAUAGUAUCCUCAAUGGUAGUGGCAGAAAAACGCGAUAAGAGAAUCGGGGGUGAAAAUCCUCUCGACGUCGUUGCAACUCUUUUAGGUAUCAAAGACAUGAAAACAAUUAGUCAACAAUCAACUCUAUCCGAACUUGGAAUGGACUCAAUGAUGGUAAACGAAAUUUUGCAAACAUUGGAAAAAGAAUUCGAGAUUUUUAUCACACCAAAAGAACUCCGAAAUUUAACAAUUGCAAAACUGAGCGAAUUAGGAAACGAAAAAUCAACAACAAUAAAACAAGACCAAAAAACAAAUCAAAAUCUAGAACAAAUGCUUCCAGAAAACACAACUGAUCCUAUAAUUAAAUUACCAAGUCUAGUAAAACCAAGUGAGAAAGCCGUCAAAAUUUUUGUUCUACCUGGCAUUGAAGGGGCCUUGAAACUACUAGAACCCCUAACCAAAAAUUUGAAUGCCCAUGUUUUGGGUUUGCAAUACAUUGUGCAAAAUUGUGACACAAUUCGAAAAAUAGCACUGGAAUUACUACCGGUAAUUGAAACGAAUUUAGAAGGUAACAAACAAUUCUGUUUGCUUGGAUACUCAUUUGGUGCAGUUAUUGCACUCGAAUUAGGACUCUUACUCGAAGAAAAAAACUAUUCUGGUUCAAUUAUCUCAAUCGAUGGMUCUCCUCAUUACAUCGCUAAAAUUUUCCUUCAAAAAAUCUCUCAAGAAACUACGCGUGAAAUUGGAGUUUUGUGUCAUGUUUUAUCGCACAUUUUACCCCCCACUCUUAUCGAGCAACAUAAAGAAAAACUCUCAAAAUGCAAAAAUUUGGAUGAAAAAAUUGUCACCGCUUUAUCACUAAUACCACCCGAAUCGGCCCUUUACCAAAAACUAGACAAAGAAAAUAUCAGAAAACUGUACGAUAGAUGUGAAGCAAUCGCAAAUUACUCCUCCACUGAAAAAAAACUCAAAUCAAGUGUGAAACUCUACAGAGCUGAAAUCCCAAUCAUUGAUAUUGAACCCGAUUACAAAUUACAAAAUUUAUGCGAAGAAAAAGUCGAGAUUGUGACGAUUCAAGGCGACCAUAGCUCAAUUUUGGCACAACCAGAACUUUUCCAAGACAUUAAUCAAUUGAUCAAAUUGUAAUGUUGAAAUAAAACGAUCAAAAUAA
Molecule: messenger RNA, 1339 nt
Organism: Tribolium madens (black flour beetle)
Lineage: Eukaryota; Metazoa; Arthropoda; Insecta; Coleoptera; Tenebrionidae
Product: fatty acid synthase-like
Exons: 4
Coding region: 88-1314 (408 amino acids)
Biological process (GO): fatty acid biosynthetic process
Molecular function (GO): fatty acid synthase activity
Source: RefSeq, a predicted model, not a curated record